AUGGACAACUCGCAUAUCGUAUCUCUGGGUGUUCUCGCCCCGGGAAUAAUGGAUAGGUGGACAUUCUACCCUGCUGGCGCGUCUUUGCUUGACCUCACGGGGAAAGUGGUUAUUGUUACUGGCGGAAAUACAGGAAUCGGCUAUUGGACCGUUUUACAUCUCGCUAGGAAAGGCGCCAAGGUAUACCUUGCUGCAAGAAAUGAAAGCAAGGCGUUGGACGCGAUCAAGAGCAUGACGGAAGCGGGUAUUGGGUCAGGGCAAGUCAUCUGGCUCCCCUUCGACUUGAAGGACCCGAGGUUAGCCAAGAAAGCUGCAGAGGACUUUCUGAGCAAAGAGAAGAGGCUGGAUGUUCUUGGUGACCAUAUCAGCACCUUCCUUUUCACUCAGACACUGUUACCUCUUAUGAUAGAGACGUCCAAGGCACCCAACUCGGACGUCCGUCUUGUCAAUGUUGCAUCGGUCGCACACCUAAAUGGCCCAGCCGCGAAUCCCGACAUUCGUUUCAAAAGCAUUGAAGACUUCAAUGGCGAAUACAAGGAAGAGUUUUGGCCUGAUUCAGCCCGCUAUGGGGUCUCGAAACUCAUGAACGUCAUUUAUACCACCGAGCUGCAACGCCGUCUAUCUGCCAAGUCGAUUCCUAUCACCUGCAUCUCGCUUCACCCUGGAAGUGUCGACACCGGCUGGGCGUGGAGAACCCCUUACCCUCGGCUCGCUACUAUCGCCUUUAAGCUCUUCUUCAUCGGGCCUAACCAGGGAGCGUAUACGUCUUGCUUCGCUGCUGCGUCACCUGUCUAUAUCAUCCCCGUGGGGAGGAUUGUAGACAAGAAUCCGAAUGCUGCAAAGACGGACCUUGCUGAAGAACUUUGGGAGACAACUGAGAAAUUUUUGCAGGGGCUGGGCUUGUACAAGCCUAUGGCGGAGUGGUUUUAG
Desarmillaria tabescens is the source of this 930-nucleotide messenger RNA. RefSeq lists its product as uncharacterized. The transcript is spliced from 6 exons. Bases 1 to 930 code for a protein of 309 amino acids. The record is from RefSeq and is a predicted model, not a curated record. NCBI's taxonomy places the organism in Eukaryota, Fungi, Basidiomycota, Agaricomycetes, Agaricales, Physalacriaceae.